UGCUCUUCCAAGUAUAGGAAAAUUCUUAGCCUCUGCUGUUAGGAUUUACUGUUAAAGUAGCCCCAGGCGGGGAGGAGGGUGUGCUGGGCUAGCGAGAGGAAGGGAGGGAGGAAACCAGGGGAGAUGAAGAGGUGGGAGUGGAAGGGCCAACUUCUCCCCGGGCUGAUUGGCUCCGAGACCCAGCCCUCUCCUCCGGGUUUAAAAGAGUUGGAGAGGCCAGCGCUCCGGCUGCCUGUGCCCAGGAGGAGGAGUCGCGGACCCCAGGCUCUCCUGCUCUCUUGUGACCUAACCCCCGCCUCCACUCUCUCAGUUGCUUUGAGUUUGCCGCCCAGGAGGAGGAGGUAAAGGGUGGGCACGGAUCGCGGAGCCCAGAGCGCCAUGCGCCGCGCCAGCCGAGACUACACCAAGUACCUGCGAGGUUCGGAGGAGAUGGGCAACGCCGCCCCCCACGAUGGUCCCCUGCAGCCCGCGCCACCCCCAGUCCCGCACCAUCCUCCGCCUGCCUCUCGCUCCAUCCUGGUGGCCUUCAUGGUGCUGGGGCUGGGCCAGGUCGUCUGCAGUGUAGCAUUGUUCCUCUAUUUCAAAACUCAGAUGGACCCCAAUAGGAUUUCAGAUGAUGACACCUGCUGCUUUAUAAAACUUUUCAAACUCCAUGAAAACUCAGAUUUGCAAGACUCUUCUCUGGAAGGUCAAGAUGCGAAAUUAAUGUCUGAUCCCUGUCGAAGAAUCAAACAAGCCUUUCAAGGAGCAUUGCAGAAGGAGCUAAAGCUCAUGGUUAGGUCAGAGAAUGCAAGAGCAGAAAAAGCGAUGAUGGACUAUCCUUUGUUGGAUUUCUCCAGGAAAAACCAGCCAUUUGCUCAUCUCACCAUUAAUGGCACCAAUAUUCCCACGGGCUCCAAAAAAGUGAAUCUGUCUUCCUGGUACCAUGACAGAGGUUGGGCAAAUAUAUCAAAUAUGACUUUCAGCAAUGGGAAACUAAGGGUCAACCAAGAUGGCUUCUACUAUCUCUAUGCCAACAUCUGCUUCAGACAUCAUGAAACUUCUGGUGGUCUGGACACAGAAUUUCUUCAGCUGAUGGUCUAUGUCACUAAAACCAACAUGAAAAUCCAAAAUUCGGAUACUUUGAUGAAAGGAGGAAGCACUAAAUACUGGUCAAAAAAUUCAGAAUUCCACUUUUACUCCAUAAAUGUAGGAGGAUUUUUUAAACUGAGGGCUGGUGAAGAAAUAAGUAUCCAGGUAUCCAACCCAUCAUUACUGGAUCCUGCUCAAGAUGCGACUUAUUUUGGGGCUUUUAAAGUUCGAGAUAUAGAUUGAGCCACAAGUUUUACUAGUAGUAAUUAUACAUUUCCUAGGAUGUUGUUAAUUUUUAAAAAUAUGUCAGAAAGAUGUUUCAUAGCUGUGUCAGACUACUAGGAGACGUGAACUAGAGCCUUCUGAGCUUACCCUCAGAUGUGUGCAUUUGACUGUGUGUACACAUACAAAAGGAGUAUUUGAACUCAAGAUAUAUUCCAACAUACAGGCUUUAUUACACAAUGGUUUAUAUAUUUUGUAAUAAAUUCCUAGAAUUAAACUGGAGUGUGGCAUUUAUGGUUACCUUCAUGGAACGCUGCAUUUGGGCUAUGAGAAGGGGCUAUAUUUGAUGCCUAGUCUUGCUGCAGUUUCAUGCCAUUAGGAUAGGAUUUUAUCCUAAUUGUAAGAGGGGGAAUCAUAUGAAAGGUUGAGUUCUUUUGAAUUGUUACAUCAUGCUAGAACCUGCAAAUAAUUUUUUUCUAAAGAGGAAAGAAAAAUAUGUAUUUUUAUAUAAUAUCUAAAAUUAUAUUUCAGAUGUAAU
This is a messenger RNA of Sarcophilus harrisii (Tasmanian devil), 1831 nucleotides long. RefSeq names its product TNF superfamily member 11 (gene TNFSF11). Gene Ontology annotation, molecular function: tumor necrosis factor receptor binding. Gene Ontology annotation, cellular component: membrane. Lineage: Eukaryota; Metazoa; Chordata; Mammalia; Dasyuromorphia; Dasyuridae. Gene Ontology annotation, biological process: immune response. The coding region runs from base 379 to 1314 and encodes 311 amino acids. The transcript has 5 exons. The record is from RefSeq and is a predicted model, not a curated record.